AUGAAGCCAUUAUCAACACUCGCUCUCCUGCCUCCCAUCGUGGAGUUGACUUUGGCCUUCGCCUCCAGCCCAAAGACGCCUGAUAGAUCUUACUGCACCAUUUUUAAACGACCUGCGUUUUACCAUCAGAACUGCCGCCCAGACCUUCCCUAUACCUUCAUGGAUGAUGGCGCCCCAGAGGAGUCAACCCCGAUCCGGGCCAACAACUCUCUCCUAGAAUAUGCCUAUACUUCUCUUGCUACCAUGCAGAAUAGGUUCUUCGUUCCCUACCAAGGCACUUGGCCACGCGCAAUCGACUGGACGGCGGCCUUCAUUCACACUUCGUUAUCAGCUUCGACCAACUCAUUAUCCAAGGCCCUCGCCGAACCCCAGGCUAAGGGCAUCGAGGACAGCAUGAUCUGGAAUAUGGUAGACAAGUAUUUUUCACAAAUUGUUGGCUUUUACUUUGGCCAAGACUAUAUAUCACUUCGGCACCAGGCCUUUGACGAUAUUCUCUGGGUCGUCUUGGGCUGGCUGGAGUCUACCAACUUUAUUAAGUCUCAUUCCGAGCUACACUACCCACGCGACGGCAGGUGGGAUGCCGACGCCCCUCCCAACUUGCGGGAUGCUUUGAUCAACCAGCCGUGGCAUGGGAACCAAUGGACCGAAGCAUUCGCUCAUCGCGAGCGCACUUUCUGGGAACUGGCUACGCAAGGAUGGGGCGAGGACCUGUGUAAUGGUGGCAUGAACUGGAACCCCCGGUUUUUGACCUAUAAAAACGCCAUUACCAAUGAGCUUUGGAUUUCCGCAUCGGCCAAGAUGUACCUCGACUUCCCCGGCGACAAGAUAGCAUCUCCCGUGUCCCUGGACGACGACAAGCUUGCCGGCAGAAACCGAACCUUUCUGGAGGCGGCAAUGAAAGGGUACGAAUGGCUGAUGAAUGUCAAUAUGACGAAUAACGCCGGUCUCUUCGUAGACGGAUUCCAUAUUUCGAAUAGGUUGCAGAAUAACACGAAAUGCGACCUGCGUGAUGAAAUGGUUUAUACCUACAACCAGGGCGUGCUUCUCACCGGCCAACGCGCCCUUUGGGAUGCUACCGGGGGUGUUGCCUUCCUCCGAGACGGUCAUCAUCUUAUCCAAUCCGUCAUUAAAGCCACCGGCUGGGACCUUAAGAAGAGCAGGCCCUCUGACAAGACCAACCCCGGAAAACUCCCACCGUGGCGUGGCCUGGGAAGGGGAGGUAUUCUCGAAGAGGCAUGCGAUACGACCGCGCGAUGUUCACAAAACGGCCAGACCUUCAAGGGCAUUUACUUCCACCACCUCACUUAUUUUUGUGCGCCUCUUACCGAGAGUCUUGAGGAGGUCGAUGCCCACGCCUUUGAGCUCCUUGAGAAAGCCCACGCCGAAGCUUGCAAGAACUACGUUCCCUGGGUUGCGUACAACGCCGAGGCGGCGCUGAGCACUCGCGACGAAAAGGGCGUCAUGGGCAUGUGGUGGGGUGCCGAGAAAUGGGGCCAGGACCCAGAGGUGUGGGGUUCAGAAGGGGGCAACACCUAUGAUCCCAACAAUAACAGCGUGAUUGAUUACAGGAAUUUUGGUGUUCCGAAGGAUAACGUAUGGACCAAGCCUGGCGCUGGUUCGGAAGUUAUUCCCGGCGUCGAGCUCGACGAUAGAGAGGGAGAGGAAGACGUCGCCACCUUCAAACUAAGAGAGGCGAACUCCCAGCAUCACAUGGCCAGCAGUAGCAGCAUAUCUACGAAACCCCAUCUGAAGGACCCGAAUACUCGAGGCAGAGGCAGAACCGUAGAGACGCACAACUCAGGAUUAGAGGUGGUACGGGCAUGGUAUGAGCUUUCCCAGGCAUAUGGCGAUAAGAGAGGCACGACGGGCUGGCGUUUCGGCAUCCAAUGGAUCUUCUCGAGGCUUUGGAGGAUUAGGGCAUUGGGCCCAUUCCUUUUCUUUUAA
Molecule: messenger RNA, 1944 nt
Organism: Scedosporium apiospermum
Lineage: Eukaryota; Fungi; Ascomycota; Sordariomycetes; Microascales; Microascaceae
Product: Glycosyl hydrolase
Exons: 2
Coding region: 1-1944 (647 amino acids)
Biological process (GO): carbohydrate metabolic process
Source: RefSeq, a predicted model, not a curated record